This is a messenger RNA of Bursaphelenchus xylophilus (pine wood nematode), 3274 nucleotides long. Lineage: Eukaryota; Metazoa; Nematoda; Chromadorea; Rhabditida; Aphelenchoididae. The record is from the annotation of a GenBank genome assembly.
AUGUCGUGUCGGGGAUGUUGCCGCAGAUUCAGUAGAUGCUCCUUGAUUAUUCUAAACGCCAUUCUUACCCUGUUUGGACUGGCUUUGAUUGCUGUAGCCUUGUGGGUCAGAUUCGAUGUAAAUUUCGAGAAAGAUUUAAGGAUGAAUAUAUUAAACAGUACCCCCAAUCCACCAGAGAUGUAUCGGACCAAGAGCACCAUUAGGGAAAGCGUAAGUCUGCAUUACCAGACCGUCGGAAAAAUAGUGACGGGUCGUCACAGCAAAAUGUUUCGUCUCGUCGGAAAGGGUGCAGUCUCGCGUGGUCGAGAAUAUUCGGUUGGUGCACACUCGGAUGGUGAAAGCUCGGAUAUACGCUCCUUCGGGUGAUCGCUUAUUCGGGUGGUGCAAAUUCAGAUGGCGUAUAUUCGGGUAUAUUCGGGCGCAUAUUCGGAUGAUGGACUUUUGGGGUGUGAACUGGUUUUCCUCGAAAGAGACCCCGAGUUGAAAGAGACCCCGAGUUGAAAGAGACCCCGGAAUCGGGGGUCUCUUUCGAUGUUUCCCCGAAAUGGCCGAAAAGGUCAAAAAUAGGGUAAUCGAUGGCGUAGAUUCCAAAAAUCAUACUCGCUUUUUCUGAUUCUUACUUUUUUGCUUAAGUAGUAAUGUUAAAAAGUAAUUUUUUGAAUUUUUUCUAAAAAUAGUCGAUUUAGGGGUUUUCGAGGGUGCUGAUUUCGAAAAUCAUGUUAGCUUUCCUCUUUAUAGUACUAUCUGGUACUAUACAGUACGAGGUGAAAAUUGGAUUUUGGCGUUAAUGGUGUUGGUUUGAAGCCCUGCACUUCUCAAAAAAUGUGUUUUUAGCACUUGGUACUGUAUAGUAUAAGGUGGUACUAUAUAGCACGAGGUAAAAAUUAAGCUAUAACGCGUGAAUGAAGUUGUUUUGGUAUGCAGUACUGAUCAGACGUUCAUUUUGUGCAAAAACAAAUUCGUGCUAUAUAGUACCAUGUGGCAAAACACAUUUUUGAGAAGUACUGGGCUUCAAACCCAUAGCAUUGAGGUGUUACGGCUUAAUUUUUACCUCGUACUAUAUAGUACCACCUCGUACUAAACAGUACCAAGCGCUAAGAACAAGUUGUUUGAGCAGUACUGUGCACCAAACCAACAGCAUUAACAUCUGAAUGCAUAAUUUUUAAUCGUACUAUCCAGCUUGGGGACAAAAACGUCCUGGGGACAAAACCGCCUUGGGGACAAAACUGGGACAAAUCGUCCACUACGCUCAAAAACACGUUUUAAAUAACUGGUACUGUUUAGUACUGUCUGGUACUAUGUAGUACGAGGUGAAAAUAGGAGUACUAAGCAACAGAACAACACUACUAACGCCUAAAGGCCAAAUUUUUACCUUGUACUACAUAGUACCAGACAGUGCUAAACAGUACCAGUUAUUUAAAACGUGUUUUUGAGGAGUACUAAGCAUCAAAACAACACCAUUAACGCCAAAAUCCAUAUUUUCACCUCGUACUGUAUAGUACCAGGUAGUACUAUAAAGAGGAAAGCUAACAUGAUUUUCGAAAUCAGCACCCUCGAAAACCCCUAAAUCGACUAUUUUUAGAAAAAUUUAAAAAAUUACUUUUUAACAUUACAAAGUAAGAAUCAGAAAAAACGAAUAUGAUUUUUGGAAUCUACGCCAUCGAUUACCUUUCGGGGUCUCUUUCAACUCGGGGUCUCUUUCAACUCGGGGUCUCUUUCGAUGGCUUUCGUGUGAACUCUCGGGUGACGAAGAAAAUCCUUUAUUGAGGGCUACUACAUAAGUAAGAUUUUUACAUAACACUGUAAAAAAUAAAAAAAAUUUUAUCUUGCAAUUUUUUUCAUUUUUAGGGAGUUCGACCAUCAGGCCCAAAAACUGUAUAUUUUGAGCGUAAUCCUUUUUUUAUUCAGGUGAUAAUCUAGCAGCCAGCAUUUCAACAUUGUCCAUAAUUAUCAACCAAGAAAUCCUCCACUCCAAAACGGACUUCAUUUUUGAAUUACUCAUGCGAGAUAAAAAAUUAGGAUUAUUCUCAAAAUCUACAGUAAUUUUCAGUAUUACUUACAAUUGUAACAGUAAUAAAAUAAGAGUAAUGCUUGCCCGAAGCAGAUUUCAUUUUUGGGUUCCUCAUGGCCGAAAUCCCUAAAAAUGAAUAAAAAUUUCAAAACUUUAACAGUGUUAUGUCGUACUUAGUAGCCAUAAGUACAAUAUUUACUUCAUCACCCGAGAAUUCACUCACCCCAAAAAUCCAUCACCCGUAAAUGCAUCUCCCAAAUACCAUCGAAACCCAAUAAAUCGAGUAUUAAAAAAAUUAGUGCUGUACAUCUGGUAACCAAUGAGUUGAAAUCACAACCAAGUUUUUCAAUGGAUAGCCCAAAACCUGGAUCGGCAAGCCAAAGUGUCAAGAUAGCUUUGAAAUCUCGAAAAAACGAGCGAAAAGGGAUUUCGACAGUUUGGCAAGCCGACCGAGGUUUUUGGUUUGCCAUUAAAAAAAUUUGUCAUGCCCAUUUUUUACACUUAUUCCAACCUUCAGUCAUUUUAAAACUAAAAACUCAAAAUCCUUUUCGUACGUCCAUGGCUGAUCCAACUCAGAAAUCGUGUUUUAAAAAAUGAUGACUUUAACUGUAGGCAGCGCUCACAAUCUGGACCCUUGUUGGAUGGUCGGUGGCGAUGACUUUGGUCGGAUUAUGGGGAAUUCUUUGUGGCGUCAUCUACAAACGCAACAUGACAUUAUCUUACAUUGUUGUCAAGACGAUUUUAAUUGUUGCAGAGAUUGGCGUCGCCGUCUUUUUAUUUAUUUUUAAAUCUAAAGUAUGUUAUGUACUUUAAUUAUGUUGUAAUCCGCUUAUUUAGAUCAAGCAUUUGAUUCAAGAUUAUGUCAAAUGGGCGUUUGCUUUCUCGACGACAGACACCAAAAGUUUGGUUGAAAGAGUAAGUGAAAUUUUGAACUGAAAUAAUAGAGACAUACAUAUGAACACAUGUAUGAUUGUUAUAUUUAAACAUUUUUAUAUUUUAAUUUCAGUUUAAUUGUUGUGGUGAUGAUACCGACAAUCUUUACAAUACAACCUACUGCUCUAAAGUGGGAAACAGUUAUCAAGUAAGUUUACAGCGACAUUUAAAAUCUAAUUUUAGUUCGAAAAUUGUACUGACGCUGUUUGGCAAAGGUUUGAAUUUGUACUGACGAUAGCUGGACUGACCUUAAUCGGAGUCCUCUUAGUCCAAGGGUUGGCCGUCGUCGUUGGUUUUAUUGUUACAUGCACUUUUGAAAAAUUAAGAUAA